CGCAGUCGUCGUCGUAGUCGACUUGUGAUCAAUUUCCAAUCGUAACGAGCAGUGGGGUGAGUCGAGUUCCUCAAGAGGAAGAAGAGGAGCGUAUCGAUAAAUAGCCAAAAAUAAAAAAUUUGUCACAAUGGGAAACGAGAGCUCAUUGCCUAUGGAGCUUUGCUCAAACUUUGAUGCUGACGAAAUUCGAAGGCUAGGAAAAAGAUUUAGAAAACUAGAUCUUGAUAAUAGCGGUGCUCUAAGCAUCGAUGAAUUUAUGUCUUUACCCGAAUUACAACAAAAUCCACUAGUUCAGCGCGUCAUAGACAUUUUUGAUGCCGAUGGCAAUGGUGAAGUAGAUUUUAAAGAAUUUAUUCAAGGAGUCUCGCAGUUUAGUGUUAAGGGUGAUAAAGAAAGUAAACUUAGAUUUGCAUUUAGAAUUUAUGACAUGGACAAUGAUGGAUUUAUAAGUAAUGGUGAGUUAUUUCAAGUGCUAAAAAUGAUGGUAGGAAAUAAUUUGAAGGAUACUCAGCUGCAACAGAUUGUUGAUAAAACAAUACUUUUUGCCGAUAAAGACGAGGAUGGAAAAAUAAGUUUUGAAGAAUUCUGCUCAGUUGUCGGCAACACUGAUAUUCAUAAGAAGAUGGUGGUUGAUGUUUAAUUAAUAAAAAUUCUUAAAAGCGUGUAAAAACGUUAAUUAUUAAUAAGUGCGUUAAUUCGAUUGAGUAUUAUCACAAAAUACAUUAAAUAAUUUAUAAUUUUUAUUUAAAUUUCCCUUAAUU
Molecule: messenger RNA, 761 nt
Organism: Ceratosolen solmsi marchali
Lineage: Eukaryota; Metazoa; Arthropoda; Insecta; Hymenoptera; Agaonidae
Product: calcineurin subunit B type 2
Exons: 5
Coding region: 128-640 (170 amino acids)
Molecular function (GO): calcium ion binding
Source: RefSeq, a predicted model, not a curated record